CUUGAUAUAUUGUUAUUAUUAUUAUUAUUAUUAUUAGUAUUAUUAUUAUUAUUAUUUAUAUUAAUAGUAUGAAUUACAGUCCCACUUGUUUAACUUUCACAAUCACCUAGAAUCAUCCUUCUAAAACAUCAUCAUUGCCAUCGUUAAUCAUCGCGAACGCGUUGUCAUCUAUAGACAACUUAAUAGCCUUUUAAAUGAAAGAUCAAACUUCUCAUGCUUCUAUUUUAUAUCACCGUGAAGAGUUGUAUAAGGCGACGUUUUAAAAUUAAGAUUAUGCACACCACAACAUCUUGUAUUUUAACUCGAGUAAUAUAAAGAUGUAACAUGUAUGUCUACCAUCUCUCAGUGUCUUUUCAGAACCGAACACGUGCUCCCUGCUGUUAAAAAAGAAAAAAAAGAAGGGAAAGAAAGAAAAAAAUUAAUAAUAGACAAAGUAAUUUAUAAAAGCAAGGCUAUUGAUAUACAUACAUACAUACAUACAUAUAUAUAUAUAUAUGUAUAUAAAUAUUGAUUAUAUAAUCGAUGAAUUCAUAUGUUCGUUUCAAUAAGAACUAUGUAUGUAUAUGGAGGAGCGCGUGUGGCCUCGUCUGGUUCAUUAUUGCAUAGUUUCAUUUAUUAAUUCUUUGUUGUUUUUAUUAAUUUAUUUUGUAUUAGUAUCAUUACACCAAUUAGUUUCUAAUUAGUCUUUUUAUCACAUAGAAUUUUUAAUGUACUAGAUACGUAAGAGUCUCUUUGUAAGGAAUGUACAAAAAAAUAUGUGCGCACGUAUGUCGCGUGUAUGAUAGAUAUCGAAAGAAUAUUUUCAUUGUUUCGUUUGAAAUAAUAUUGCAAAUUUUUAUUUUCUGUCGUUUCGAAAGAAUGAGUGACGUCAACAUCACAUUCUUUAAUUAUAAUUUUUUUUUGGAAAAAUAAAACAAACGUAUGCUACUUAUCGAUCGUACUCGACGUUUGAAAUGUAAAUUGAAAUAUAAAAUAGUUAUAGUAUGUUAUCGCCAGGCGUCGCUGCUAAUUCAUUUUAGUCUUCGAUGAUGGCGCUACGAUCGCAAUUAGAUUCAAAUUACUCGUGCUUUAUACUUCACGAUGUUUUUAUUUUAAGAUGAUGUUUAAACUCGCGUUUACACGUGAUUCUUAUAUCUUAUUUAUUUAAUGAAAAUGUUAAGUACAUAUACAUACAUAUAUAUAUCGUGUAUUUAGACAAGUAUAAUAUUUAAUGCGAUGUAGCAUUUUUAUUAGAAAAUAUUUCUAUGAAAAUGUAACCUAUACCAUACUAUUAGUUAUUAUGUUCCGGAAACACAUAUACAAAGUUUUAAGUGUGUUAGGAGUUACAUUACAGUAUGCAUGCAUCACACACUGUGCGUUUGAAUAUAUCGGAGAGUUUGUAGUGUGUUCUGGUCCAUCUAUGGAGCCAACGAUACAUAGCAAAGAUAUAUUAUUUACAGAACAUAUAAGUACAAGAUUAAGAUGGUAUAAGAAAGGUGAUAUAAUCAUUUCCAUAUGUCCUUCCAAUCCUAGGCAACAUAUUUGUAAGAGAGUAGUAGGUUUACCCGGGGACAGUAUACGACAUGGAUUUACCACUCAUAUCGUACCAAUCGGACACGUUUGGCUAGAAGGAGAUAAUAGCAGUAAUUCUACAGAUUCACGAAUCUACGGGCCAGUUCCACAAGGAUUACUUCGUGGUCGUGCCAUAUGUAAAAUAUGGCCGUUGUCCGACAUCGCACUUUUUACGAAAUUGUAACGACAUUAUAGUUCUCCCUCUUUCUCUCUUUUUUUUUUU
Messenger RNA from Vespula pensylvanica (western yellowjacket), 1774 nucleotides. RefSeq names its product mitochondrial inner membrane protease subunit 1. The transcript has 3 exons. The record is from RefSeq and is a predicted model, not a curated record. Gene Ontology annotation, cellular component: mitochondrial inner membrane peptidase complex; membrane. Gene Ontology annotation, molecular function: serine-type endopeptidase activity. Bases 1211 to 1735 code for a protein of 174 amino acids. Lineage: Eukaryota; Metazoa; Arthropoda; Insecta; Hymenoptera; Vespidae.